AGAUUCAGUCAAUGCUUGUUUAUCGUGCCCUUCGGACGUGUCGAUCGCUCCGUGCGUGGUGUUUUUAUCCCGAAUGGUGACUGGUUAGAAGGCAUUGAAGCAAAUUGUGUGUGUACUCAGCAGAAGCCUAAUAACAGAAGGAAGUAAUUUCGACUCAUCCAAAAAAAAAAAGAUUGUUUCUCGCCAAAGGGGAGGAAGUAAAUUGGCGUGGAGUGUUGAGUAUCGCAGUGCCUCGCCGGAUGAAGGCAAACAUUAGCCCGAAAAACAGUAAAAAAAAUAGACUAGGGGCAAAUAGCAGUCAUGAGUGGUGUGGAGGAGAAAAAUCAAUCGCGCUGGUAGGACCGCGCUAAUGUACAGCGAAAACAGAAGAAAUGUGGGAUAGUGAACGACGCGAGAUAAAAGUGGGAAUGCCCUCCAGUUUCGGCGGGUCUCGUGUGCUGCGCUGAGCGGAAGCUCAUAAUUAUCGGCUUCAAGUAGUGAGUUGAGAUUUCAAAAGGCAAUUUUCGGAACGGAAGCUGUGAGAAAGCAAACAGCUCGAGAUUAAGUGCUUUCCCCAUAAUUGAUCGUGUGAGAGGAAAAGUGCUUAGUGGUGCCGUGCAGGACGACCGCAAGGAUUCACGAGCAACGGACGGAACCGACGUAAACACUUGGCUGUUGCGAGAAUUGAAAUACGAGACAGCAAAAUAAAAAAAACAGUGAUACGCGCAUCGAACAACCGCAUGCCUGUAUGCCGAAAUAGGAAACGGAUCGAGACUCGGAAAAGGAUUAUAAAACACACAAACUGCAAAUGAAAAUUGUUCCCAGUUCACACGAAAUUUACGCUUCGAACAGCAGUGACCGCCGUGACCGGCCAUUAAACAGUGUGCGUCAGGAACUUGGCCUCCGGUCGCAUUCCAUACCGAUUACGUAAUAAAUUUUCGUAGAAAACCCAUAACAAGGAUUAAAUUGGAUUUAUUGCCAGUGAAUGAAAAAUUGAUUUAUGUACAAAAUUGAUUUUUUAUGAUUUUUCGUCUCGCUUUGCAUUACACUUUCGUGAAUAAUACGCCUGUCGGGAUCUGGUCAGAGUGCACGUGCUGGAGGUGAACCUGCUGAACACAGCAACGAUAAUCGCACCACGGCAGCGACAGUUAUCGGCGUGCGGCGUGUUUCCAGCGAAGCAUUAUAAAUAGUAAUGUGAUAAUCAUAAUUCUAGUUAAUAUUCCUCCCAUGGACCGGGUCAGAAGGGGAUCGGUGCAGGAAUAAAAAUCAUAAACUAGAGAAAGUAGUGUAUCCGUGGAAAAUCAAUUCAGUGAGUGAAAGAGUCCAUGGACCUUGUGCCUGUGGAACAGUAUAAGUACGCAGCUGAAGAAGGAAAAUGAAAAUCACCUUUAAGAUUGUUAGCAGAAAAGGGUCAAGAAAUACCCGUACAUGUGCUUGUUAGUGUCCCGUCAAGAGUGAAAACCCAAAUCCUUAGCGGGGGCAAGUAAGAAAGAAAUAUAAGCAGCAAUGGUUUGUUAGUGUGACGAUGUACAAUGUGAAGAAAAGCGUUCCUAGGAUUAAGUGCGAUUAAGAAGGUUGCCUGGAUUAAGUGGCGUUUCUAGGGAAAAAUAUAAACAUUCAUAAACUACGAUAAACACAACAUACACUCCAAGCGUAGUAGUGAUUGUGGUGGCAAGUGUACGAAACGACAGCAGAUCACUGGUGAAAAUAAUUUAAUCCCUGUGGUAAUAGGCUAAAUAAUUUGUAGAACUCGGUGUUGUUCGAGGGGACGCGAAGAAGACGACCGCACAAACAGCACAAUUAUCCAGCUUCGAACUGAUAAUCUGGUACGUACCCUCGGUACGUCGAACAUCAUCAGUAUCAUAUUCAGAGAUACGCUUUUGGUACUCCGGCAUCGGAACGUGCUAUAGAAAGGCCGAACCAAGGCGGAACCCAUCCAAUUUCUUUGGAUAGCCACGAUAAGGAAGGCAAACCGUUCGAAGCAGCAGAAUAGCGCAGUACAACGAACGUGAAUCCAUCGCGACUGUACUAAACUUUAGUGUGCCUCGUGUAGUACGGCCCUGAAUGCCCACUAUCCAAGAAUUGAGAUUGAUGAUAGCAAAUUGGGCACCGACACUUGGUUAGUUCGGGAGGCUGUUAAAAAACCGGUAGUUUACCACUGACCGAAAAGACGUCGGUGUCUUGUUUGUUGAGUUCAGUCUAAGCGCACAAUCACAUCGUUCUCGACAAGCUCGCCUGUCUCUGUUUUUCAACGUCAGCCAGCGAUACUGGAGAAACGUGACGCAUUAAAUAUUGGAAAUCACUUUAUCUCCAUUCAUCUCAGAAAGCGAAAAAUCAUUCAUUCCAACCGGUCAGACGACCAACUCAGCCGCAAUGACUUCCGAAAUGGUAGCUUCGCUCGCAGCAAACGGAGACAGAAGUAAAAGAAAAACGGAUGCCCAUCGACCGAAAACAACCACCUCUGUUUCGUCCAUCUUGUCGGUUAGUUUACUGUUGAUAUCGAUCCUUUUGUCCGCGUGUAUCGUGCGGACGAACGCAGAACGCAGCUGCCCAGCGGCCUGUCAGUGCAAGUGGAAAGGCGGAAAACAGGCGGUCGAAUGCAUCGACAAACAGUUGAUUAUAAUCCCGGAGCACAUCGACUACUCGACGCAAGUGCUGGACAUGUCCGGCAACAACCUGCAGAUACUGCCCAAGGAAACGUUCAGCCGUGCGAAUUUGCUCAACCUGCAGAAACUCUACCUGCGCAAUUGUCGCCUCGGGCAAAUUGAUGACGGAGCUUUUGCCGGUCUGACCAACUUGGUCGAGCUGGAUCUGUCCCUGAAUCUGCUUACAGCCGUUCCAUCGGCAUCAUUCCUGUACAUAGCAUCGCUGCGAGAUCUCACGCUGGCCCGAAAUCACAUCCAGAAAAUAGAGUCUCACGCUUUUCGAAAUGUAACCAGUCUCACCAAGCUGGAUCUGUCGUACUGUGAAAUUCAAACUAUCGCACCGCAAGCUUUCGAAGGACUCAGUUCGUUGCACUCCCUGAAACUGAAUGGCAAUCAGCUGUCGGAACUAAGGCCUAAAACAAUCGAAACGCUCAGCAAACUGCAUGGAGUCGAACUACACGAAAACCCGUGGGUGUGUGAUUGUCGGCUGCGAGCCACCAAAGUUUGGCUUACCGACAACAACAUUCCUUACCCGAUCGCUCCGGUAUGUGCCGGAGGUCCGGAACGAAUAAUCGGCAAAACAUUCGCGGAACUGCACGUGGAUGAUUUCGCUUGCAAACCGGAAAUGCUACCGGUUCGAAGGUACAUCCAGGCUUUUACCGGAGAAAAUGCCAGCAUCGAAUGUAGAACCAGUGCCGUUCCGUCGGCCAGCGUCAACUGGUACUGGAACGGAAAACUGCUCGCUAACAACUCCCAGUUCAGUUCCUACCAGCGAGUGUACGUAUACGAGCAGGGCAAUUUCGAAAAACGUAGCCGUUUGGUGUUGACGAAUGCCCAGGAGACGGACUCGAACGAGUUCUACUGUGUAGUGGAGAAUCGUGCCGGAACGGCCGAGGCUAAUUUCACGCUGCACGUGGUGGUACGGGACAUCGGAUUUGCGAUCGAAAACAAACAGAUCAUCGGCCUCAGUGCCGCACUCGUUAUACUGAUACUGUUCAUACUGCUGAUCAUCCUUUUCCUGUUGGUCCGGCUGCGUCGGAUACCGAUGACGGAGACGAAAACACCCGGCCAGGUUGAGGUUAUAACCUCCGUAAGUCCCUCUAGUAAUGUAAAUGGCAAAGUGAGCACACCAAUUAAUGAUGUCCAUUCUCCAGAUCGAAAAAACUCCGGCGAUCUAAAGUUCGCCAAUCCGGUGCAGAAACCGCCCCGACUGACUGAUUUGCCCUAUUCGACGUCCCAUUACGACGCCGGUGGUAGUUUGAUCGCGUCCGGAAAUUGUUUCGUGUCACCAACACAUUCGUCCGCUGGGAAUAAUCCAGACUUGAUCAACGAUACGAAACGGCUCGGUAGCAUCAACGAUCUGGCCGGUGGCUGCGGCCAAGGUCUGAUGGAGACUGGCGUGAAUACGUCGCUUUCGGCGAACAUAACCAACGCGCUGAACACCCUCUCACUGAUGGAUCCUAUCGAGCGGCCGGGUAGCGGUGAGUACAGUCGGGCUGGCUGUGAUUCACUGUACCCUUCCGGUCUAUGGGAAACGCACAGCUCCAAUCUGACAUCGGCCCUGGAGCAAACGACGGAUAUGCUGCUAACGCGAACUCCCACGUCGACGAUCGCCAGCGGCGGUUACACCACCUACUCCGAUAAGGUACCGAUUAUCGGAACGAACAACAACAUGAUGAACCUGGACGACGAAACUUCGUCGGUCGAUUAUCUCAGCCGAACGUUUCCUCGUACCCACUUCGGCGGCAGUGGCACGCUGGCUGUCGCUGGCAGUGGAAAUGGAAGUAGCAGUGGUUCCAGUGUGGUCGGUGCAGUGGGAGGAACUGGUCCGGUUACGUCCGGUGGCGGAUAUCCUUCCGACUAUGGGCUACCGAUCGUGCCCGGAGCGGAGCAGUUGCACAACAAACUGGGCAGUAUACAGCCGAUGCAUCACGGUAGCACCGGGAGUAUGCCAAUGAAUGCCAAGACUCUGCGGGUGUGGCAGAAAGGGGGCGUACCGGUGCUACCCCCCGUGACGGCCUUGAAACGUGCAUUAUCCAACAGCCGAAACUCUCCGGACGAGGGCUACCAGGAAGGAUGCGGUACUGACGUGUAGUCAAUUGUUUAAGGUUCUGUUCUUAUUACGAGCGAAUGAGCGAAUGUCGCAAGCGAGUACCGAGCGAAAGCGAAAUUUUCUCUUUAUUUUGUACACAUAUACUACGGUUGUUCGAACACAGUUUGUUUCCAGAACAGAACGUGAAUUGUUCAUUCAAUGUUUUCCUGAUUGGGGGGGGAUUGUCGACUGAAAUACCGAAAAAAACGUAACUACACAUAAUAUGAUAAGAACCGGUCUCCGAGGUGAGUAAGUUCAUAUCAAGGCUGGUGAAAGAGAGAGAGAAAAAAAAACCUGGAGCGUGUGUAGAGAAUCAAAAA
This is a messenger RNA of Malaya genurostris, 5036 nucleotides long. RefSeq lists its product as uncharacterized. Bases 2353 to 4719 code for a protein of 788 amino acids. NCBI's taxonomy places the organism in Eukaryota, Metazoa, Arthropoda, Insecta, Diptera, Culicidae. Gene Ontology annotation, molecular function: protein binding. The record is from RefSeq and is a predicted model, not a curated record. The transcript has a single exon.